Strongyloides ratti is the source of this 1446-nucleotide messenger RNA. RefSeq names its product Potassium channel subfamily K member 18. Gene Ontology annotation, molecular function: potassium ion leak channel activity. Lineage: Eukaryota; Metazoa; Nematoda; Chromadorea; Rhabditida; Strongyloididae. The record is from RefSeq and is a predicted model, not a curated record. The transcript has 4 exons. Gene Ontology annotation, cellular component: membrane. Gene Ontology annotation, biological process: potassium ion transmembrane transport; stabilization of membrane potential. The coding region runs from base 1 to 1446 and encodes 481 amino acids.
AUGAUAUGGAGUACUGUUAUUAACAAAUAUCAAAAAUAUCAUCUAUCUCAUUUUUUAUUUUUUCUUAUCCUCCUUCUUUAUUCAUUUAUUGGAGCAGGAAUUUUUUGUACCCUAGAAAGAGAUAAUGAAAAAAAUAAUUUAAUAAAAAAAAAUUUAUUAAAAAUUGCUAAAAAAAAUAGUGCUAGAGAUAGAUUAUCACAUGAUUUACAAUAUUAUUUUCAUGGUUAUAUUAAUGUUACAUUAUUAUUAAGUGAAUCAUUUUCUGAGAUACUUGAUAUUUAUGAUAAAAAUAUGGAUUAUGAUAUGCCAAUUUUAAAUUAUUCAGAAGAUGAUUUUAUUAUUGAAAAAUGGACUUUAUGGGGUGGUUUAUAUUACUCUGCCACUAUCUAUACAACAAUAGGUUAUGGAGAUUUAUUUACACAAACAAUUGGUGGUAAAAUAGCAACAGUUAUUUAUGCAAUAUUUGGUAUACCACUUGUUGUAACAAUUCUUAAUAAUUGGGGAAGUGGAUUAUUUCAAGGAAUACGUAUAUUAUGGAAACAAUAUUUUGUUUGUUAUAUUAAAAAAAGUAAACAAUUUUUUCAUGGAAGAAAAAAUUUAAAUAGUUUAUUAGAUGAUGAAAGUUCAACCUUAACUACUGAUAGUGAUAAAAAACAUUCAUUAACUUAUUUAUUUAAUAAAUUUAUUAAAGAAAAAGGUGUAAGUAAUGAUGAAGAAUUUGAAGAAGGUUUACCUAUUACAUUAUCAAUUUUUAUUCUUAUAUUUUGGAUUACCCUUUGUGCAACUGUUUUUACAUUUUUUGAAGAAUGGACAUUAUGGGAAAGUUUAUAUUUUUUUUUUAUUAGCCUAACAACUAUUGGAUUAGGUGAUAUAACACCUACACAUAAAGUAGCUUGUAUGAAUUUUUUACUUAUUAUAAUGGGACUAUCAGUAGUUUCAUUAUCAAUUAAUAUUAUUCAAUUGCAAGUGGAAAUAAUUUUUGCUAAAAUAAUUAAAUCAAUAGAGUUAGACUUUAAAAAUGCUUUAACAUGUGAUAGAACAAAGUACUCACUUACUACUGAUCAUCUAGGAAAUGGUAUUGAUGAUAUCGAAAAAGGUAGAAUAUCUCAUACAUCUUCACAUGGUUUGGUUGAUUUAACAAAAAACAUGAGUACAUCAGAAAAAUUUAUGAUGAAAUUCAUGAGUAAUCAUAUGAAAAAGUUACUUAAUGAGAGAAUUGAUGAAAAAUCAAAAAUGAGAAACAGAGGAAUUCAGACUGAUGACAAUAAAAGAACUAUAAUGAUACAGACAGAUGUUAUUAAAAGGUUAACAGAAUUAGAAAAACUGGCAACAGAAGGAGGUGGAGAAUCAGAUGAGUUGGAGGAAAUCCCUCAAACGGGUAAAAAUUUUAAAAAAAAAAGAGGAAGCACAUAUAAAAAAAUGUAUAUUUAUAAUGUUGAUGAUUAA